AUGGCAGCAAGAGUGGAAUUUUACCAGAGUCGAAAGGAACCCGAUCAGACGUACCGACAAUGGACUGCUGAACUCAAAGGUAUCUCUCGGAAGUGCAACUUUGACGCCCGCAUAUCCCAGGAAUCUUACGCAGAUGACGUGGUCUGGGAUCACAUGAUCCAAGCUGCACCAGACGCGGCUUUCUGCCACGACGCCUUAAAGUUGGAGGACCCUUCGCUAGAUCAAAUCAUAGACCUUGCAUUCAAGUUUGAAGUUCCCACUGCAGCUGACCACAGAUUGGAAACGUCGACCGACGUCGCAGUCGUCCGAGAAGAGACUUCCGACGUCCAGGAGGACAUUGCGGCCGUAUACGCACCUUCACACCGCACUCCCCAGCGCACCGCACCGGCAUCUUCUCGGCGUACGGAAAACAAAAAAAGACGGUCGUUCAAGGAAGACAACCAGCAGCUCUCACGGGGCCAGCAGCGCCGCCGCAGAGAACCCCUGUGCCUUCCAUCAUGUCCAGGAUGCUAUUCCCAGCAUGAACAGGAGGAUUGUCCUGACCGCUGGGCGACGUGUCGUCGUUGCAGUCGGGACGGGCACCUUGCCUCUGUCUGUCGCUCUGCCACGGCGCCAAUCUCCAGGCACUCCGACACCAAGGCGUCCGUGGACAUCAACCAAGUUGUGUCUUUGGCGUCCCCCAAACUGUAUAUUGAUGUCACCCUAUUGGGUAAGCCAGUUCGACUGCAGGUCGAUACAGGGGCUGCGGUAUCCCUGCUCAAUUACACUACCUAG
Molecule: messenger RNA, 774 nt
Organism: Schistocerca serialis cubense
Lineage: Eukaryota; Metazoa; Arthropoda; Insecta; Orthoptera; Acrididae
Exons: 1
Coding region: 1-774 (257 amino acids)
Source: RefSeq, a predicted model, not a curated record